Messenger RNA from Penicillium cataractarum, 1634 nucleotides. RefSeq lists its product as uncharacterized. Lineage: Eukaryota; Fungi; Ascomycota; Eurotiomycetes; Eurotiales; Aspergillaceae. The transcript is spliced from 4 exons. The coding region runs from base 34 to 1146 and encodes 370 amino acids. The record is from RefSeq and is a predicted model, not a curated record.
CCCAAAGGACUUAUCAAGAAAGUUAUCUCCUUCAUGUGCGCGAUGCGAUUCUCUCCGGAACUGGAUAACGGUCUCGACUAUGGAGGUCUUGGCGUCCCAACGUGUGUCCAAUACAUGCUUGUUGACGAAGCCUGUUUCCAUAGCUCGAUGGCGACGGCCCUCUUCUGCCUAGAUAACAUAGUGGGCAGAUCAGAGAACAAGUUACAGGCACUGCGCCAUGCAUCGCGUACAGUCCGCCUAGUGAACCAGCAACUCUCGUUGAAAAGUGCGAUCACUGACUUCACCAUCGCGGCCGUAAUCAGCAUGGCUCAGUAUGAGCACCACCAGAACCGAUUCCAACAGGGUUCUGCUCACGUGCAGGGCCUGUGGCAAAUUUCUCAGUUGCGUGGUGGAGUAUCAAACCUGACUGGAAGCCCUUCUGGAUUAGGGCAGAAAAUGCUGCGGAUCGAUCUGGAGUACUCGUUACAACUAGGCUCACCCACGGCGUUUACGCUUAAAGAGGCCGAAAAUGGAUGCAAACCCUUAUCGGGAUUCCCCAGCAUGUGCCUGCAGUCAGAUGACUCCAUUCUGCCUCUAGCCUUCGGACAAUACCCAGCCAGGGCACUGCCCGCCAACUAUCGAGAUCUGUUCGUCGACGUGUUGUUUCUGGCAUCAUUGCUCAAUAAUGCGAUUCUUGGCAAUGCGCCGAAAAUGGACGCCAUUGAGUUGUACCAGGAUAUUAUCUUUCUCGGCUACCGUCUAGUCAACCUUGGGCCACUUGGCGGCCUACCCCGCGGGAUCUCGCGGCUUCAGAACAAAGUACACCUAGGCUUGGCUGCCUUUUUGGUGACGUUCCUGCAGCGGUGGGAUGGUCGAGUUGCCCAAAAUGAUCUUUUGGCAGAAAUGCUGAUUUCAGAAGCUCGGCAAGCUUUCAACGCUGACCUGGAUGGGCGGGAGACGUUACUCUGGUUGCUUUUCAUAGGAGCAGCCGCUUCAAGGCUAUUGAAGCAUCCUGUGUGGGUUUCAGCAGCAAAAUGCACGUUGCACAGCCUGAAAGUUAUGAGCUGGCAAGACGCUAAGGUACUCCUUGCUGCAUUUCCGUGGGUUGAUGCCAUUCACGAUACAUCAGGGCAGGCGCUCUGGCAGAAGGCCAAUGAUAGUGGCUAGGAUUGUAUAUGUGGCGAAGGCACCUUCAUACACAUCUCUGGGUGGGCGAUUCCGUGAGCAAUCUAUGAAGGUAUAUUUUGAGUUGGUCUCAAGCGCCUGUACUGCACUUUCUGGCUUCAUAGACUGGGAUACAUGGUAUUCGUUGCCGACUUCCAUCAGAUUUGGCCAUUUUUCGUUUUGCCACCAUCUGUGGUGAACUAUGCAACAAUAGCAGCACUAGCCACAGACAUUUGAUAUGCCCGGUGCGCUCUCUCGCUGUUUGGACCCGCCACGUUUCUCCACCACUUAAAGAUCUCUACGCGUAUACUGUUGUUCGUCAUGGCAAUUUGAGCCUUUGGCAGGCUUUUCUAGUCGGCAGUAUCUUGUUCAUGGCUAUUGGCCUAUCACGAUUCGAUAAUACGUCUUUUAACCAUCUCUUUCGAGGGAAAAGAACCGAGGGAUAAGUAGUCCGCAGCUCCAUAUAUUGAACGUUUCACUCUCGAUUUCCC